AUGCUUACCCUAGAAUCCCUCCCUAGAACUUCAAAUUUGGACUUGCCUUACCUGUGCUUGAUGUUAUUACCGGUUUUUAACAGACACGGCCAUGGCUGCAGGAUGAAUUACUUCCAGGGAACCACAUCAAGCCUGCUACUAACUCAGAAAGUUGGAGUGAAGAGUUUCAUAUGUUCUAAACCUGGUGGGUCAUCACUUGCAGCACAGCACAUUGACAGGAAAAGCGGAGAGCAAAAUUGCUCUUUAAUUCAUAUAUUUCAUUCUCACCAAUCUGAAGCUGAAGGGAUCAGAUCAGCUCGCCUUCUGGACCUUCUCAUUAGGGACUACACGGUAAAGUCCUUUGAAAUUCAAUUGAGAACAGGUAUUGUACACACUGUACAUUUACCUGCGAACUUAUCUGGCAUCAAAGUCGAUACAGCAAGGUUUAGAUGUGGAAGUCUCCGCAGAUAUGGUGCUCAAGUUAAGGAAUUUCAUUUGGGAAGUGGUGUGGCCGUGCAGCCUUGUGCAGAAAGAGUCAUGGUAGUUAGACAAAGCUUGGGUUAUAAUUGGUCAUCCAUAUACUAUGCUAACUAUAAUCUUUCAGGUUACCAGCUUGUGUCACCUGUAUUAGGCCUCCUCGCUUAUAAUGAUGGCAGUGACGUGAGUUUUGGUAGCCCUUUUGAGCUUGGAAUUCUUGCCAGGGAAGAACCAAUUAAAAUAGAUUUCAGCAACAUUACAAAGGCAUUCAACAUGACAGGAAUCAGGCCAUUGUGUGCUUGUUUCGAAGGAGAUGGCAAUGUAACAUUGAAAAACCAAGUAUCACCCAAUGUUUGUGUUGCAACCAGGCAUGGCCAUUUCGGUUUGGUCAUUGAGUCACUGCCAUCUUUGCCUGUGAGGAAGAAGAUUAGCGGAUGGAAAGUGACGGUUGGAAGCUCAAUCGGAGCUGCUUUGGGUGCUUUCCUCUUGGGGUUGCUUUUGGUGGCAAUGUUUGUUAAGGUGAAGAAGAAAGCAAGAAUGGAGGAGUUGGAGCGGAGAGCAUAUGAAGAGGAAGCUCUUCAGGUUUCCAUGGUUGGACAUAUCAGGGCUCCGACAGCAUCUGUAACUCGAACAACGCCUACAAUCGAACAUGAGUACAUACCUUACCCCUCUUGA
This is a messenger RNA of Durio zibethinus, 1131 nucleotides long. RefSeq lists its product as uncharacterized. NCBI's taxonomy places the organism in Eukaryota, Viridiplantae, Streptophyta, Magnoliopsida, Malvales, Malvaceae. Gene Ontology annotation, cellular component: membrane. The record is from RefSeq and is a predicted model, not a curated record.